CUUCUAUCAAGCUUGAUUAUUGUAUCUCCACACUGACAGUUACGACUCCUCUAUGCAGCUUCAGGUUGCCGCCUUAGGCUUACUGGUACAUUAGUCUAUAUAUAGAGUGGCUAUAUUCGCAAACUAUAACUAGUCUACAACAACUGUGAUCCUUGCCUAGUUCGAGCUUUGUAUCAGAGUCCCAAGGCUCUUGUAUCUUCAAGUUCUAGGCUCACCGUGGGCACAUCACCAUCAGACUGUGGGGGUGUGUUGUGCCAUUGCUCUACGCAGCUCACACCCGUCCCAUCACGGGAACCUCACCAUCUGCUCCAUCAGAAUGCCCAUCACAGGGGUGUACUUCAUCCCGUCCAACCCCAAUGCCUCGACGGUGCUCGCAACCGUAACCGAGCGCCUCCACACAGCUCUCGCCGACGAGCCCACCCUCGUCGGCCGGUGGUUCCUCGAACACAAGCUCAUGCGAGAUACCCCAUCCUGCCUGACAGCGUCCGCAUCAUCACAGCAGCGCCAAGCGCAGCCGCGCUACAUGCAGUUCCUCUCCCUGUCCUACCACGCCAACCACGGCUUCAUCUACACCUCUGAACCUACCUCUAACUCAGCGCCCUCCAGCAGCCAGGCAUCAUCCUCAUCAUCGCCAGCGGCCCAGCCCGCCGGCCCGAUGGUCAUGACGACCGUCCCGCUAGCCUCCAGCAACGCCCUCUUCCACCACUUCGGCUACGCCUGCCAACCGUUCUGGUGCCACCGCCACACCGUCACCGUGCCCGGCGGCGCGGUCUACGACGUGGGCGAUUUCCGCGUGCGCGUCGGCGACGUGCGCCAGACCCAGCCCACCGCACGGGUCCGCGGGACCGUGGUGGAGAUCGAAUGGCGCGGUCCGUCUCUGGUCGGUUCGAUUGCCGCGCAGACCUUGGUCAGGAAGAUGAAGGCAUCCAGUCCGGUCGUGGCCGCCGACGGUGGUGAUCUCGAUGACGCCGGGAUGGACAUGGGCGGCUUCUUCCCGGAGGCAGUGGAAGAGGCUGAUGUUGAUGCCGAGUAUGCGGCGAGUGCGGCGCUGAUUCGGGAGUUCUGGGCUCGGUUGGGGAUCGAGGGCGCGCGCGAGGCCAUCCUCGUGCCAGAUGUGGGGAAGGAGGUCAAGGAGCAACUGCGGCAGCUCAAGGGCGAACGACCGCAGCCGGUGUCGGAUGAGAAGCGUGAGCUGCAGAUGGACGAAGAUCCGGACCCGGCUGCUGGAGUGGAUUCGGCCAGGCAGUAUAUGGAGAUCUUUAGGUUCAAUCGGUGA
This is a messenger RNA of Aspergillus homomorphus CBS 101889, 1276 nucleotides long. RefSeq lists its product as uncharacterized. NCBI's taxonomy places the organism in Eukaryota, Fungi, Ascomycota, Eurotiomycetes, Eurotiales, Aspergillaceae. Gene Ontology annotation, molecular function: transcription coregulator activity. Bases 317 to 1276 code for a protein of 319 amino acids. Gene Ontology annotation, biological process: regulation of transcription by RNA polymerase II. The transcript has 3 exons. The record is from RefSeq and is a predicted model, not a curated record. Gene Ontology annotation, cellular component: mediator complex.